Capronia coronata CBS 617.96 is the source of this 2310-nucleotide messenger RNA. RefSeq lists its product as uncharacterized. Bases 1 to 2310 code for a protein of 769 amino acids. Gene Ontology annotation, molecular function: SNARE binding. Gene Ontology annotation, biological process: exocytosis; exocyst localization. Gene Ontology annotation, cellular component: exocyst. NCBI's taxonomy places the organism in Eukaryota, Fungi, Ascomycota, Eurotiomycetes, Chaetothyriales, Herpotrichiellaceae. The record is from RefSeq and is a predicted model, not a curated record. The transcript has a single exon.
AUGGCUCCCAUUGCGAGCGCAACUGCCAGCGGAGGCCUGCCACGGAUUCAGGAUGCACUUCGUACUCCGGAGGACCUCGAAAAGAUCACAGGUCUUAAAGCCGAGAUCAACCGCAAGAAAGGGGAUGUGGAUGCCAGGUUACGAGAUGGAUUGAAAGAACACCUGGAGACUACACAAAAUGGGAUGUACACUCUAUCGGAAGGGCAAAAGCUCGUUGGGCAGAUCAGAGAGGAAAUGAAAAGCAUCUAUGACCUUUGCGAGCAAGCCCAGGCUAUUCGUAGGGACUUUCCCCAGCUUGAUUAUCUCGCCAGAGUCCAUCGCAAUUUCGAGGCAACCCGGGCUAUGCAGGCUGGUCUUGAUAGCUUCGUGCAGGACUGCGCGUACGUGCAGAGACUGUUAGAGGAUGACGAGAAUGACCUGGAGCAACAGCCUAAUCUCCUUGAGGCACACAUGCGGUUGACGCGGUUGCGCGAUUUCCGAGACGAAGCACUGGACCAGAUUCGCAAAGGGAAAGACUCCAGCUUGGAGCAGACACUCAUCGACUGGUUCCAGCCACUUGACGAUGUCAUCGACAUAUUUGAUGAUCACCUUGGUCAGAUCUGCAUGAACCUUAUUGAGCUGGUCCAACGGGAUAAUACUGGCAUCAUUGUCCGCCUGGCCAUAGUCAUUGCAUCGGAAGAGAAGAACGAUGACAGAGUCCGAGCUCUACAAGAUGCUCAGAAGGACCAUCAGGACCUGGUCAGCAAAUUCACCUCAUUUACGAUCGGGCCCAAGACUAUUCGCGGAUACAAGGAGAAAUUUCUCAAGGCGAUCGAGGCUGUGGCACAAGCGAAGUUCGAGCAGACGAGGGAGGAGUUCCAAACCGAUCCAUCCAGACUCGAAAAACAGACAAAGUGGUUCUUCAGCGACAUCUACGUCUGCAAAGAAGGAAUGCAAAACUUGUUUCCCAAGAAAUGGAAGAUCUUACAGACAUACGUCGACAUCUAUCACAAACAAAUGCACGACUUCCUCAUCUCGUUCGUGGAGGCCGAAGACCUCCGGCCGCCACAGAUGCUGGGUAUUGUACACUAUGUGCAAGUCUACUAUGCCAAAAUGAACAAACUGGGUGUUUCUCAAGCCCAACUAAAGCCACAUGUUCUAGAUUCCCGCGAAGGCGACCUUAUUCGCGAGUACAGAAACAUCAUAACCAAAGCUCUCACUUCUUGGAUGGACAGGAUGUACAUCAGCGAUCGCAAGAAUUUUGUAUCGAGAGCAACAGAUGCCAUCGAGCAAGACCCAGAUGGACAUUUCAGAACCAAGACCUUGGGCGACAUGUGGCGGAUGUUGCACGAGCAAGCUGAAGCCGCAGGUGAUUCGGAACGUGAAGAUGUCGUGGAGGGUGUCAUGACUGCAAUGUUCAGUGCUUUGAAGACGAGACAACAACAAUGGGAGACACUUAUUGACGAAGAGGUCGAACGAUACAAGAAUCCAACGCCCGAGCUGCUGGAGAAUUUGCAACCGCUCCAAGAUUGGAUACUCGCCAUUGCGAACGAUCAGAUUGCUUGCGUGGAUGACGCCGCUGGUGAUGUGAUUGAGGAAGAUCCAACGGCUCAGAAAGGCUAUCUCACUAGAUUCCGUGAAGACUUUGCCAACUUACCUACACCUCCAUCGGCCAAAUACAUGUCCACUAACGGCACUACUGAACUCGAUGUCCUUCGAGAUGGUUAUGUGGAUCUGGCCACGCAUUGUAUUAAUUGUUUUGUUCAGUUGAUUUUCCGUGUCGACUUCCGCACGAUUUUGACCGAGCUGUUUGUCCCUGGGAAGUGGUAUGAGCAGACAGCCAUACAGAGGAUCACCACCACGUUUGAUGAUUACAUCAGCGAUUACAGUUCGACUUUGCAUCCUUCGCUGCUUGAUAUUUUCAUCGAGGAGCUCUCGGAUGCUCUGUUGGUGAAUUACUUGACGGCCAUUCGCACCAACCGAGGCGUCAAGUUUAAGCGAGGCGAACCCUUCCCUGCCAAGUUUAGGGAGGAUGUUCUUGCAGCCUUUGCCUUUUUUGAGAGAUACCCCGACAGCUUCAAUGAAACUAUCAAACCGAAGUGGAAGGCUGUCAACUUCGCUGUCCAACUCCUCGAGGCCGAUAAAGCCGAAGUCGUCGGAGUGUAUGAACAAUUCAAGCGGGAGUUCUGGGACCUUCAUCUGAGUUGGGUUGAAGGGGUUCUAAAAACCCGAGACGACUGGGACCGCACCAUGAUUACUGCCGUUAAACGAGCCGCGGCUAGCACAUAUGCUGAGCGUGGUAUGGAUACUGUCAUGGGGAGAGUGAAGUAG